Molecule: messenger RNA, 1918 nt
Organism: Camellia sinensis
Lineage: Eukaryota; Viridiplantae; Streptophyta; Magnoliopsida; Ericales; Theaceae
Source: RefSeq, a predicted model, not a curated record
AUGGGUUUAUUGAACUCUAUUAGGUGUGGAUGGCUGGGUACUCAAAGGAUAACAAACCAAGUACUGAUAAAGUUGCUAAGGUUCACAUAUCAAAGAAAAGAAAAAAGAAGAAGAAUAAGUAGAUUGGACAAAUUCAAUGAAAGAAGGCCGCUAGAGUCUACUGAAUUCAAGGUGGAGACAGAUUGUACCCAGUAUGACUCUCAAGAGAAUGACAGUGUUGUUGUACACAAUGCUAGAAAUGCCAACAGUUCUUUCAAUCUAGACGAUUCCCAAAAGGCAGAUGUUCUAAGUUGUUUGGAUACAAGAGAAUGUCAUCAUCAGAUUUCUGUCAAACUAAUUUGGGGUCCUCCUAGGACCAGGAAGACGAAGACAGUUGGUUCAUUACUAUUUGUUUUAUUUAGGAUGAAAUGCAGAACACUGACUUGUGCUCCAACUAACAUUGCAGUGUUGGGAGUCGCGACAAGGCUUAUGAGUUUAGUAAGAAAAUCAUUCCAGUAUGAUACUUAUGGUUUGGGAGAUGUAGUUUCAUUUUGUAAUGGGGAGAAAGCGAAGAUCGAUGAUCAUGAAGACCUUAUCGAUGUUUUUCUUGAUUACUGCAUCUCUGUUCUUGCUAGUUGUUUUGCUCUAAUGUCCGGGUGGAACAAUAGUGUGGAGUCAAUGAUAUGUCUGCUUGAAGAUGCUGAACUGCUGUACCAAUUGUAUUUGGAAAAAAAAAGGCGAAAAAUUACAAGGAUGAGGAUGACAAUGAGGAGGAUGAGGAGAAAGAGAUAAUUUUGGAAUUAGGAAGGUAAAUAACAAUCAAGAUAACGAGGGCGAUAUCUAUGAUCAAGAUUUGAAAGACACGGAUAAAAUAAAAUAAAAAUUUAGAAGAAGACAAUUGUCCAAGCAUUGAAGGAAAGAAAGAAGAAGAACAAGAAAAAACAGAACAAGAUGGAGCCUUGCCAGAGAAAAAUUCAAUUGAAGUUCGAUAACCUUUUGACAUUUGAUGAGUUUUUCAAGAUGAGAUAUGAAUUCAUUAGAAAAGCUUUCAAGUGGGUGGCGACUGUAUCAUGAAUAGGACAAAGUUCUCGACAUGAAUGGGACUUCUUCUGAGCUGUUGGAGCUGUACAAGGUCAUUGGAUUACUGAAUCUCGCUUGGAGCGUAGACAUUGUAAGAGAAAACUCAAAGACGUCCAGGUUCUAAAGGUCUAGGACACUAUUCCAUUGUUUGACAUACCAAAACUAGCUAAUUGUCUUAACACUGUAUUUGGGAAUUACACAAUCGAUUUUAUGAACCGAUGCAAAUGCAAAAGAUUCGAAGGGAAUUUAGCAAUCCCAAUGACAUGGCCAGUCGACUCAAGUGCUGGUAGGAAUACUUUUUUGGCUGAUGAUGAUCAUGUGUCGUUCUUAGAAAACGGUGAAGCUUUACUGGGUCUAAAUCAUGCGCCAGAAUCUUUAACUAAUAGAAAUCGCGUGAAGUCUAAAACGAAGAAUUAUGGAAAUCACUUUGGAAUGAAGAAGAGAUGGGACAGAGGAGCACAACAGUAGAGAGUGCAGAACAACAUUUGGUUUCAUGGAAAUAUUCGAAGAGCAGGAAAUCCACCUACAAACAAAGAUUCAAGGCACAGAUUACUGUUAUACCCUUGUUUGGUGAUGCAUUUUGGUUUCAAAAAGAUUAAAAACAUUUUACUGGUUAGACUACAUUUAUUCAGCUAUGGCUAAAUUGUUUUAGGUCGUUGUUAGUUAAUUGUAAUUGGUUUUGUUGUACUUGUUUCUUAUACUACUUUUUUGGUCUCCCCUAUUGUUUCAUGAAUGAAUGAAUGAUAGGAGAAAGAAUGAAUGUUUUUGGAGUACAUUUCUUGAUACUGAGACAAGCUAAAGCUUGAAGGAACCUCACUAAUUUAAUAGCUUAGACUCCUCUCAUUCAUUCUCCUUCAAA